AUGGAACUUUCGUGGCUCCAAAAUCUUAACCUCCUUCUCACCCGUACCGUUGGUGCCUGUCAUCAGACAAGUGACCGGAGAAACAAGGUAGUAGAUGAGGUCAAGCACGUCCUCUUAUGUCUUGCCAAUCGGCGCAAACUCUCUAGAGGACGACUUGUAGUUACCAACGAGCAUCUCACCAGGGCGUUGCACUACUUUGACAUCCUUAUUCUUAUCACCGAUGUCACCUUCGACAAGGAAGAGGAAACAAGCAUUCCACAAAGUGAUCACUUUCGUGAUCCCAACAUCGCUGACCUCAUCAACGGCACACCAAACACUCAUCAGCCGCCAUCGAACACUCAACCUGGAUUUAGCUCGUCGACAUCGACAAAGCGACAAUCUGACAAUCAGAACGCAGCCUCAUACUCCAGCACAACUCUCCCUGCAAAGCGCAAAGCCUCCGAUGGUCCGCUCUAUUCAUUGUCCACUUCCCAAAAAAGAAAGGAACGAAAGUCUACGACUACUUGA
Messenger RNA from Fusarium odoratissimum NRRL 54006, 507 nucleotides. RefSeq lists its product as uncharacterized. The record is from RefSeq and is a predicted model, not a curated record. The coding region runs from base 1 to 507 and encodes 168 amino acids. The transcript has a single exon. Lineage: Eukaryota; Fungi; Ascomycota; Sordariomycetes; Hypocreales; Nectriaceae.